Molecule: messenger RNA, 369 nt
Organism: Suillus fuscotomentosus
Lineage: Eukaryota; Fungi; Basidiomycota; Agaricomycetes; Boletales; Suillaceae
Exons: 2
Source: RefSeq, a predicted model, not a curated record
CGCCCACCACAAGCUGGGCUCAAGCCUGAGGGCUUCUGGGUCAUCAUCGUUGGGCAAGAAGUCGGUGUAUUUUACUGUUGGUCAGUGGCUGAUGUUGCGGAACGAACACAUUUUGUUAGCGGGAGUAUUCAGAAACGAUACCCAUCUUUCCAGCAAGCUCUUCACGCAUACACCGUCAAGUAUAAUGAAUGCAGCGUCCAUGCAGUUCCGAUUCCGGGUGGCCCAUUCUGGCCUAUGAACUCACCUGUGUCCCCAGCAUCUCCCCCUCCCCCUACAUCUCCCACAUUGUCUAUAGACUCGGAUGAUUUGUGGUCGCAAGUAGAAGACCUGUCGGACACCAUGAGUCAAUAUAAAUUUGAAUCUACGUAG